AUGGAUGUCGUUGAAGCUGGCGACACAGACUUUGUAAAGCCAAGUGAAGGCUCAAAGACAAUCAGUUUGACCAUCGAUGAGGUGAAUGAUAACGCAGAUGAGUUGGUGGAAUUGAGAGGUGAGGGUAGAUAUUUUGGUGCUUCAGAUACUCCGAGUGGACCUGUUUGUAGUAAUUGUCAUCAGAGAGGACACAAGAAGGCUAAUUGUAAAACUGUUGUCUGUAUGGCGUGUGGUAUGGUUGAUGAUCAUUAUUCACAACAUUGUCCAAAAUCUAUUCAAAGAAGAGUUUAUUGUCAAACAUGUUCAUCAACAAGACAUUUCAGUGAUAGAUGUACAAGUAUAUGGAGAAGUUAUCUUACAACUAAAGAUUCAGAUCGUAAAAUGGGUCUUCCAACAAAUAUAUAUUGUUAUAACUGUGCUGAAAAGGGUCAUUAUGGUGAUGAAUGUCCAUCAGAGAGAACUUCAAGGGUGCCAAACCUAGAUGGAUCUGCAUUUUCAGGUCAUAAUUUACCACAACAACUUAGAGAUAAAUAUUUCUCACUGCAUAAGAAACGUAGAAGAGAUGAUGAUUAUGAUGAAGAUGAUAGAUAUAAUGACAACUAUAGUAUAUCAAGUGAUUCCAAGAAGGAUCAAAAGAAGAAAAAUGGGUUAUUCAAUAGAAUCAAAGAUACUUUUAAACGUAACAAAGGUUCAGAUGGCUAUGAUGAUGAAGGUCCAUCGAAAAAGAAGAAUAAACCAAGCAAGAAAGAAAUACGGAAGGCUCAAAGUACGCCUAAUUUUAAUAAUAGACCAAUUCAUAAAUCAGGAGUCUUACCACCACCUGCAGCUAAUAGAUCUUCAUUAGAUUAUCCUAGAAAUCCAAGCUAUAAUAAUGGUUAUCAGCAAGGUGGGUAUAGUAGAGUUGACAGUUAUAACCAACCAUAUAAUCAGAGUUAUAAUAACCAGAGUUAUAAUCAAGGGUAUAACCAAGGUUACAAUCAAGGUUAUAAUAAUGGGCCUUCGAGAUCAGGAUACCUUGAACCAAGCCGGUCUGGAGGUCCUGGAGGAGGCUACAAAGGAGGAAGAUUUAGACAAAAGAAUAAAGGCCCACGGUAUUGA
Molecule: messenger RNA, 1098 nt
Organism: Hansenula anomala
Lineage: Eukaryota; Fungi; Ascomycota; Saccharomycetes; Phaffomycetales; Wickerhamomycetaceae
Exons: 4
Coding region: 1-1098 (365 amino acids)
Molecular function (GO): nucleic acid binding; zinc ion binding
Source: RefSeq, a predicted model, not a curated record